Antechinus flavipes (yellow-footed antechinus) is the source of this 2558-nucleotide messenger RNA. It is a transcript of the gene NR1D1, whose product is annotated as nuclear receptor subfamily 1 group D member 1. Gene Ontology annotation, molecular function: nuclear receptor activity; RNA polymerase II cis-regulatory region sequence-specific DNA binding; zinc ion binding. Gene Ontology annotation, biological process: hormone-mediated signaling pathway; cell differentiation; negative regulation of transcription by RNA polymerase II. NCBI's taxonomy places the organism in Eukaryota, Metazoa, Chordata, Mammalia, Dasyuromorphia, Dasyuridae. The coding region runs from base 487 to 2340 and encodes 617 amino acids. The record is from RefSeq and is a predicted model, not a curated record. The transcript is spliced from 8 exons.
AAGGCGGCUGAGAUUGGCAGAGUGAAAUAUUGCAGCUGAGCGAGCGCAUCAGGGCACUCGACUUCUUCCCAUCACCUAUCCACCUCCCGACUCCAACCAGGACCACUGGCAUCGGCCACCUCCUGGAUUGCUACGCUGCACUGCCGCAAAGCUACUGGGCAGUAACCCCUACAGUGCAUUGCAGAGACCCUCCCCUCUCUUCCUUUUCCAGCCAGAGCUACCGCAGACUGAUUGCACCCUCUCUCCCCUGCUGUUCCUCCCAUGCAAAGCAGAUCCUUGCUGCUCCAGCUUCGUCCCCUUCUGGAGGGCUGCUGCCAUCUAGUCAUCCAAAGAUUUCGUCGCCAGGUGCCGGGAACCCCAACUCUGAGUGUGCUAGGCUGGGGGAUUCCCCGCCGUCAGCCAGUGCGCAGUGGGUGAGGGCCACAGUCCGAAACUACAACUUGAGACACGGUCCUGUUUGAAUGAGAGCUGUCAGUUGGUGAAGACAUGACGACCACUCUGGACUCCAACAAUAACACAGGUGGAGUCAUCACCUACAUUGGUUCCAACGGCUCAUCUCCCAGCCGAACCAGCCCUGUUUCUCUCUGCAGUGAGAGCUCCAAUGGCAGUUUCCAGUCCCUGACCCAUGCCUUCCCCACCUACUUUCCACCCUCUCCCACUGGCUCCCUCAAUCAGGAUCCAGGUCGGCCUUUUGGGAGUGCCCCACCUGGCUUGAGGGAAGACCUCUCCCCCUCAUCCUCCUCCUCCUCUUCCUCCUCUUCCUCUGCUUCUUUCUAUAAUGGAGGCUCCCCUGGAGGACUGCAGGUGGCUAUGGAGGACAGCAGCAGAGUGUCCCCCAGCAAGAGUACCAGCAGCAUCACUAAGCUCAACGGCAUGGUGCUGCUUUGUAAGGUGUGUGGGGAUGUCGCCUCUGGCUUCCACUAUGGCGUCCACGCUUGUGAAGGCUGCAAGGGCUUCUUCCGACGAAGCAUUCAGCAGAAUAUCCAGUACAAAAAGUGCCUAAAGAACGAGAGUUGCUCCAUCAUCCGCAUCAACCGUAACCGCUGUCAGCAGUGCCGAUUCAAGAAAUGCCUGUCCGUGGGCAUGUCCCGAGAUGCUGUACGUUUUGGGCGGAUUCCAAAGAGAGAGAAGCAGAGGAUGCUUGCCGAGAUGCAAAGUGCCAUGAACCUGGCCAAUAACCAGCUGAGCACUCAGUGCCCGCCCGAGGCCUCUCCCGCCAGAAUCCCCGCAGCAGGCCCCCUGGGCUCCUCGCCACCCCCUGUCCCAGCUCCCUCCCCCCUGGUGGGCUUCUCCCAGUUCCCCCAACAGUUGACACCCCCUCGCUCUCCAAGCCCCGAGGCCAAGGUGGAGGAUGUGAUCUCCCAGGUGGCUCGAGCCCACAGAGAGAUCUUCACCUAUGCCCAUGACAAACUGGGCACCGCGCCCAACGGCAUGAACGCCAACCAGACGCCCGGCGGCCCCCCGGCAUCGACCCCCCCUCGCUGGGAGAGCCACUGCUGUCCCCCGGUACCUCCCGAUGACAACAACUCCGCUGCCGCCCAGCGCCACAACGAGGCCCGCAACGGCCUCCGUCCGGCUCCAGGCUCGUACCCGCCGCCCUGGCCGGCCGCCGCCCCCCACCACGGGUGCCACCAGCACAACAGCAACGGGCACCGCCUCUGCCCCACCCACAUGUACCAGGGCCCGGAGGCCGAAGCCCCCCCCGGCUGCCCCUGGCAGGACCGCUCCAAGAACAUCCUGCUGGCCUGCCCCAUGAACAUGUACCCCCACGGGCGCAGCGGGCGAAGCGUGCAGGAGAUCUGGGAGGACUUCUCCAUGAGCUUCACCCCCGCCGUGCGCGAAGUCGUGGAGUUUGCCAAGCACAUCCCGGGCUUCUGCGACCUCUCCCAGCACGACCAGGUCACCCUGCUCAAGGCCGGCACCUUCGAGGUGCUGAUGGUACGUUUCGCUUCACUGUUCAACGUGAAAGAGCAAACAGUCAUGUUCCUGAGCCGCACCACGUACAGCCUGCAGGAGCUGGGCGCCAUGGGCAUGGGCGACCUGCUCAGCGCCAUGUUCGACUUUAGCGAGAAGCUCAACUCCCUGGCCCUCACCGAGGAGGAGCUGGGCCUCUUCACCGCAGUGGUGCUCGUCUCGGCAGACCGGUCGGGCAUGGAGAACUCGGCCUCGGUGGAGCAGCUGCAGGAGACGCUGCUCCGGGCCCUGCGGGCGCUGGUCCUGAAGAACAGGCCCUCGGAGACCUCCCGCUUCACCAAGCUGCUGCUCAAGCUGCCCGACCUCCGGACCCUCAACAACAUGCAUUCCGAGAAGCUGCUUUCCUUCCGGGUGGACGCCCAGUGACCGCCGACCCGCCGGCCUCUCCUUGUACAGAACCGAACUCUGCCCUUCUCUCUCCUCGAAGAGACAAAGCACCACCUGCCCCAGAAUCUUAUUUAUAUUGUUAUAAAAUGUUCCUCCGAGCCGCCGCCCCGCCCCCGCCUCCUUGUACAUAGCCCCCCGCGGAACUGCCCCGGCCCCCGGCCUGUCCCCUCUCGAAUCAGUAGCUGACAUCUAUCCGA